This is a messenger RNA of Hypanus sabinus (Atlantic stingray), 7883 nucleotides long. RefSeq names its product cAMP responsive element binding protein 3-like 2 (gene creb3l2). Gene Ontology annotation, biological process: regulation of transcription by RNA polymerase II. The record is from RefSeq and is a predicted model, not a curated record. Gene Ontology annotation, molecular function: DNA-binding transcription factor activity, RNA polymerase II-specific; cAMP response element binding. The transcript has 12 exons. The coding region runs from base 1468 to 3303 and encodes 611 amino acids. Lineage: Eukaryota; Metazoa; Chordata; Chondrichthyes; Myliobatiformes; Dasyatidae.
UUUAUAAAGCACCUUUAAAAACUGCUGUACAAACCAUAACAGGUUACUAAAAUCACAAAUACAAGAAACACAGAUAUAAACAAGAAGGCACCCAGCUCCUAGGCACAAAAUAAACAACACAUGAGCCUAGGCACAACCCAAAAAUCAGCCACAUCAGGAAGAUUCAAAAGUGAAUAAAGUUUUGAGCCUGGACUUAAAAGAGUCAAUGGAGGGGGCAGAUCUGAUAGGGAGGAGAAUGCUGUUCCACAGUCUAGGGGCUACAACAGCAAAAGCAUGGUCACCCUUGAACUUAAAUUUAGAUUUCGGGACAGCCAGGAGCCCCAAGUCAGCCAACCUGAGAGACCUGGAAGUAGAAUAAGUGGUUAGAAGGCCUGCGAUAUAGGAGGGGGCCAGCCCAUUUAGGGCUUUAUAAAGAAACCUUAAAAUCAAUUCUAAACCGUACUGGUAGCCAGUGGAGAAAUGCCAGAAUAGAAGUAAUAUGGUCCCUCUUCCAGGCACCUGUCAGGAGCCUGCCUGGGGCGUUCUGAACCAGUUGCAGACAGGACAGGGAUGACUGACUAAUCCCAGUAUGCAGGUAGUUGGAAUAGUUCAACCUCAAACUCUUUGCCCAUUAAAGUUCUGCCUUUCCAACUUCUCCUUCACCAGCCACAGUUCUCACAUCCACCACAUUAAGUACCUCAAAGUUCAAAAAUAAAUUUAUUAUCGAAGUAUAUGUUACCAUGUACUACCUUGAUUCAUUUUUUUGCAUGCCUUUCAAGAACAUAAAAAAGUACAAUAGAAUUUUACGAACAAAAAUCAUUAAAGAUUGACAAACAACCAAUGUGCAAAUGGACAAAGUGCAUAAAUAAAAAUAACUGAGAUUUUAAAAGUUGUAAGGAGUCCUUCGAAAGUGAGACUGUAAUAGGAUCAGUUCAGAGUAGUGGUGAAUGAAGUCAUCAACGCUGGUCCUGAUGGUUGUAGGGUAAUAACUGUUCGUAAAUGUGUGCUGUGGGAACUAAGACUCCUGAACCGCCUGCCCAAUGGCUGUACCGAGCCGAGCACAUGGACUGGAUGGUGAGAGUCUUUGACGACAGAGGCUGCUUUCUUGUGGCCCAGCUCCAUCUAAAUAGACUCACUGGUGCGGAGAGCUUUCCCUAUGAUGGACUGGAAUAUGUCUACCAGUUUCUGUCAACUUUUCCGUAAAUGGACAUUAGCAUUGCCACACAAGACCGUGUUGCUCUCCAGUGUGUAGCUAUAUAAGUUUGUCAAAUUAUUUGGUGACAUGCCGAAUCAACGCAAAUCUCGAAGUAGUCACCGUCGUGCCUUCUUUGCGCCUUGCUUCCGUCCUGUGCAAUCAGUUUAUGAAGGAAUCAGCCACAAGCUUUCUCUGAACUGCUGAUCAGAUUCGCUGUUGAGGGUGUAAGGCGAUCGCGCGUUCCCCUGCCUCCCGUCCAGCGAGCGCCAUUGGGACGCGGGAACCGAGCCAAGAUGGGGGCGACUGGUAGAAGGCGGGCCAGAGCGCAAGGCGAAGUGUCUCAAAGCGAUUGGUUGAACCAUUUGCCAAUAGCAAAGGGGGACUUCGGCGGCUUGCUGCCGAUCCAUUGGUUGAGGCGGCCGUCUGUCAAGGUUAGCUGCGUGCUUCCGGCCAAGGUGGGUGAAAACACAGGGCGAAGUGACAGGCCGAGCGGCGCGAUGGAAGCGUUAGACAGUGAGAACAUGGACCCCCUUCAGUGGGACACCAAGCUCAGCGAGCUGAAUCUCUCCACGGGGAAUUGCGAUGCUUUCUGCGCGACGCACUUCACAGAGAUGUUGGAUGAAUUUUCCAAGGACAUGCUGGGCCAUCUUUUCAACGAUCCUUUCCUUUCUGAUAAAAAUGAACUGAUGGAUGCAGAGCUCUCACCUGCUCCUCAUAUUCAGGCUGAACAUAGCUAUUCCUUAGCUGGUGACUCCAGACCCCAGUCUCCACUCACACAGCUUUCAACUGAAGAUGAUUUUAGUGAAGAAAUGGAGUGUGAAUCCUGGUCAGUGAGCUCUGAUCUAAAGCCAAUCUCAAUGAAACAUGAAGCUCUCCUUGCUGAUAACUGCCUUGCUCCUUCAGUCACCUUAACAAAUGCAGCGACAUCUACAGUCCUGGAUAUUACACUAAACACGUACAAAUUGGACGUGUCCUCGGUGAAUGAAUCUGGUCUUGAUUCAGUUUCUACUAUUCAGACUAACAGCAGCGCUCAGAAGAUUGUUCCAAAGAUAAAGUUGGAGCCACAUGAGGUGGAUCAGUUCCUCAACCUGUCUCCAAAGGAAGGAACAGAUAUUGUGCAACUACCACCAACCCCACCAAGUAGUCAUGGCAGCGACUGUGAGUGUGGACAAAGCCCAACACGUUCUAUUCAGUCACCAGACCCUGUUGAGCCACAGUCCACAGGAAAAGUUAUAACACGUGCACCAUCUGCUUUGUCCAGCUCCCCACUUCUCACUGCACCACAUAAGUUGCAAGGUUCAUCAGGACCUUUGAUUCUGACAGAAGAGGAGAAGCGCACACUGAUUGCUGAAGGAUACCCAGUUCCUGUCAAACUGCCACUUACAAAAGCAGAAGAGAAAGCACUCAAGAAAAUACGAAGAAAGAUUAAGAACAAAAUCUCUGCUCAAGAAAGCAGAAGGAAGAAGAAAGAAUACAUGGAUACUCUGGAGAAAAAGGUAGAAUCCUGUUCAAAUGAAAACAGUGAACUCCGUAAAAAGGUAGAAAAUUUGGAAAAGGCAAACAGGUCCUUGCUCCAGCAGCUACAGGGGCUUCAGGUUCUGGUUGCUGGGAAGGUGCCCAGAUCCUGCAAGAUGGCCAGUACUCAAACCAGCACUUGCUUGAUGAUUGUGGUGCUGUGCUUUGCCAUUGCAUUGGGGGGAAUAAGUAACAAAUUUGACCCAUUCUCAUCUUCUGUGACAAAAACAGUUGUACCUGUUCAAGAUUCCACACAAGAAUCAUAUGCAGCCACUGUUCGCUCAAGACAUUUAUUAUUUUAUGAGGAUCGCCUUGGCUUUGAAGAUGAGUUCAGUUCAGUGAUGUCGACAGAUGCCUGGGAGAAAUUAGCUGAAUCUGUCAGAGAAAGAACACGACUGGCACAGUUCCUCACAGUCAGGGGCUCAGCACAGAAGCAGCAGGCACAGGAAGCAGUUGUACACAUGCAACCGCCAACAGGAGAAUAUAUAAUUGCUAACGAAACGGGAACAGAAAAUUCAGUCCUGAUAGAGCUCCAGUCACAACGGGGCCUUCCCAGUGUAGGGAUUAAUGGAACUGCUGUGGAAAUUGACAGAAGAGUCAACACAACAUCGUAAGAACUGUAACAUGGCUUCAAUCCUGAUGUCCCAUGGAAGCAAUCCCUUUUUAUAAUACCCAACUCAGACUACCCAUCAACCUUCCAGGAGAAGAUCAGAAUCUUAGUGCAUUAUUUUCUGUUCUACUUUGAUGCAAGCUUAUUAAUUUAUAUAAAUUAAUAUCUAUGUGUUAGAAAUUUGAGUCACAACAUACAUCUUUCUUGCAUUGAUGGCUCUUUAUAUCACAGGCUGAGUGCAGCAAACCAUUUACUAAAAGGUACUUAAGAUAUCAACAUCAGAACCCACAGAAGAGAUUAGGUAGAGUUUCAGUGAAUUGAUAAGUGCACUGUCAAUUUGUCUUGAUUGUUCUUCCUAAGGAGAAGGGGAAGUUAAAUUAUCAGUAACCUCUUAUAAGGACUGAAAAUGCAAUAAACAAGUUUUAUCUCCUAAAACUUGUUUAUUUUCGAACAUUUUUUGGUUCUUUUGUUUGAUGAUUUAUUUUUGUCCUCUCUUUGGGUGCUGGCUGACCUGCUGUUUAUUUUUUUAAGGAUUUCCAGCAUCCACGGUUUUUAAAAAAAAAUUUGUUCGCUUAUUUGCUUUAUUUAUUCUUUUAUGCAAGUGAAACUUUUUGUCAUUAUCAGAAAGUAAAGUUAAUUCAGAUAUUAGCCCUGCAACAGGCUCCAUUUGAAUUCCCCUGCCAUUUCUCACAGCAGAAAACCUGUCAGGCAUCACCUCCUUCCAAGUCUUGCUUUACCCCUUCACAAGAACAUCAACAACCUUAUCAUCAAAUUACUGAACUUAGUGUGAUUAGUUGUUUCCUGCCUCUUACAUAAAUUUGACAGCCGUAUUGAACAGCAGGGAUAGAAAAGUCCUUACCAAUUUCAUCCCUAAGACAAGAACUAUCGACAUAUCUUCUAAAUUAUUCCCCUCAUCAGGAGAAACACUUGAUCUCACUACCCACGAUAUUCUCCACUGAUGAGCCCUAUGGAGGUUGGUUCAGCUUUACUACCUUCCGUGAUCUCAAAGUAUUGAUUCUACAUCGCCUUUCUCUGCUGCUGGGCAGUAAGUGUAACCCGUUGUCUGCUACAGCUGGUAGAAUUUAAAUAACCUUUGUUAGUUUGGUUGCUAUUUAGCUUUAGUCUCCUUUUGGGUUUUAGCGAUUUUUUUUUUUACCAUGACUCGCAUUUUAUAUUUUUAUAAGUAAAGAUCUGGAAACAAGUUUGUAUUUUUUUAAUUCAGAUCCGGUCUUUUCUGAAAGAUCUGAUGUUAAGUAUUGUUGUCCAGGUUUCCUGGAGCUUUACUAUUGUGUUCCUCACUGUUCCCUUAAAGUAACUUAAUCACUACCAGGCAAAGACUUGACCUGUAAUUCAGUAAAGCAUUGGAAAGCCUCUGAUAUUUGUGAUUUUUUUUUUGCUGGAGGAAAGGUCUCCCUGCCUAUGGUUUGAGCAUAGUGCCAAUGUUUGACCAAAGAGAACGUAUCUCACACACAAUGGGCCCAAAUAGCUUCUAUGCUGUAACAUUCUGCAAUUCAUUCCUGCCAUUCAAAGAUAUCAGUGAGUUAUGACACACUUGAAGCACUAUCAGUGACAACUUUUCUUCCAAUCCAUAACACUAUGGAAAUAUUCUGACCUCCCAUCCGUUCAAAAUUAUGAACCCAAUUUUUAAUUAAUUAUAUCUAUUUAUUUAGUUGUUACUAAGUGGUAAACUUUAUUUUUUAUUAAUGAAUGAUAUUUGGCAAAAUGGAAGUGAGCGAUUUAAAAAGCAGAAUGUAGCGGUGGUCCUAAUCUUCCAUAUAAAAUGCUUUGGCUGAUAAAUGAGUUCAUCAACUAUACUAGUUAAAUGAAAAUGAACUUCAAAUAAGAGUGAGCAUGAAGAUUUUCAAUCAGUCCACGUACAUUAGCAACCAAAAGUCCCCAAUGAUAUCAUACUUUACUCUUCCAAAUUUAUUUUAGUAAGGCCAAUUUAUCCCCUAUUCUCAAAAAGGAAUAAUCAUACUACCAACGUAGGAAAGCACAAUAAGUGAAUUUUAACUGGAUCAGUUAUUUUCUUGCCUACAUAACCUCUGGUGACUGGUCAGCACUGUAACAUAAAAUGUUCAAGAAAUUAAAAUUAUGUUUUGUCUAUUAUGGUGCACUGACUUUCCAUAAAGGCAAAAUGUACUCAACGAUGUAACAAACUUAGCAGCAGCCUGACUGGAACCAAGACUUAGGAAUCACCAUAUGUGCAUUGGGAUGCUGCAGAAGUUUAAUCGAUGAAUGCCAUGUGUAGAUAAUUGUUGAUCCUCCCACUGUGUGCCUGUCCCUGACUUUGUUACUGCAUUGCCAAGGUUGUUGUUGAUGGUUGAUUUGAUUCACUCUUCCAAUAGCAUUUAAAUCCACUAUAUCAUCUUAAAGCCAUCUUGAUUCCAAAGAGAUCUUUUUUUUCAAGUUUUAAUGAUUUUAUGUCAGUAGCAUUAGAUGAAAUUUACUUAUUUUAUUCUCUGUAGUUAGCCAGAAUGGUCAAAGAGAUUUUGUUUUGUUUUAUUACAUCCAUGUCAAUGCAUGUUUAAAAAAAAAGUGCUGGAGAAAUCCACUCCAAGUUUAAUAGCCAGUUUUCAGAAAUAUGCUCAUUUGCACAUUUUUUCAUGACCAUUUUAUGUUUGCAAUUAUGUUUUCCCUGUUUUAAAAAAUCAGAGUUAGUAGAAAUUGGAAAAAGCUGGUUAUAUACCAGAUGAACAUCUGGCUUCUUUCGUUUGAAUAUCAGUACCUUGCCUUGAUCAGUUGCUUCUUUCUACUGCUUUUACCUUGCCUAGAGUUGAGUUGAACCAACACAAAAUGAAUGAUAUUUUAGUCCUUAAUUGGUGACCUUCAGUAAAUUAAACAAAAUCAUUAGAAUGAAAAUAUUAUUAGUUUCUCCUGAAGAAUUCACCUAAUUCUGAUAAGCAUCAAUUCGGAUUGAAUGGUACUGACCAGGAAAAUCCAAUAAUCUGGCACCCUUGGAACAUUGGUGCCAGACAAGCAGAAAUUUCAGACUGUUGGAUGUUAUAGCACAACAUUUUGUUUCUGUUACAUGUUAAAUGCUUGUGUAGUAUUUUCCAGUGAAUCUGUUGAAUGUAAAGGGAGCAGGAAAUAUAAAGACACUGUGGACCCUGCUCCACUGUCAAACCCACCCUAGUUCCAGAUCUGAUUCCAGCUGCACAAUCAUUCAUAGUCCAAACCCCAGCGCUGCCAUGCGCCCUAUGUACACUCCAAACUAAUGAAUGAGUCAGGUGCUGAACUGUUAGGAUUUAGUGAUAUUACAGUUUUAUCUUCCAUAUUAUGAUGGGGUGACAUAUUUAUUCUUUGUAUUCUAUUGUUUAAUAUUUUAGCCACCUUGUCCUCUCUAACCUUGACUCUCGGCUCUCCCCGACAGUUAGUCUUUGUUAUUGGAGAAAAGUGAAUUGCUGGUACUGUUUCUAUUUCUAAAAUGACUCAGUGCACCUCUCUCAUGGUCCAUGACAACGUACAAGAAAAAUCUGAUCAUUUCACCCCAUUACAGGUUUGCUUAAUUUUAUCUCUAUUGCUGUGGUCCUUAAUGUUAAUAUUUCUCUUUUUCUUUGUGGCUUUCAGAGCUGCUAGCUAAAAGCUGCCUCUCUCAUCCCACUGCUUCUUUUCACCCACACUUUUACCUUGCUAUGUUGAUCCCUUUGAGGAUCUUGUGCUUGUUGAACUAUUCAUCUAAUCCAUGACGUGGAAAGCUCGAAAGCAUCUAACCUUUGUCUUUUUCCGGGUCUCCUAUUCCUUAUAACUUUAAUGUUAUCUGGUGUCCCUGUUCCACUCAAAAUGCUCUAAUAAACUUGCUAACAAAAAUAAAUUCUGGAAUGCUGAUUCUGCAGAUUUUGAAGUGUCAGAGUUGGGUAAAAGACUCAUUCAGCUGCUUUUUUAGGACUGUUAAUAACUGAAGUCACAGUAUCUUGCAAUUCUUAAUGGAUUUUAAAUUAUGAAAUGUAUACUGUACACAGUGAAAUGGUUUUAGUACUUCUCUGCCAGGUAGAUUAAAGAAAAAGAAAAUCCCAAAUUUAUUGAUUGUGCAGAUCUUGCAAGAAGAAAGAAGCCCUCAAAGAAAUAUCAUUGAAAGUUAUGCCUUAAAAGGAAUGUCUAGAAUUAUUUACUGAAAUACUACUAUACUUUAAGCAGAGCCUCUCCUGAAUGAGUUUGAAAGAAGGUUUUUUUAUACUGGAGUUCAUGGAACUGUUUACUGUGUUAAACUCAUCUAAAAUUAUAUGUGUAGGUCUCCUCUCUGGAUAUCUAAUUUUUUUAGAUUAGUUCUUGAUAUCUUUACUACUCAUUUUCUUUGUAAAUGCUCCAAACCACCAAAUGUAUCUUAACCAUAAGUGCAUUAGCCAAAAAAUUUAGCACAGCAGCAGUUUACUUCAGUAGUCAAUUAGAUAAAGCAAAGACAUAACACAUGCACCAUUGAUCACUAGCAGAUACAUAUAAUUGUGCAACCAUUGUUUUUGGCUUUUAUUUAUAGUUCCCUUGCAUUUAUUCUUUGUAAGCCACGAAUACACACUGCUGCCAUUGACAUACACUACAGUCUUCAUGCUGGAAGAAAUUGUUUUUUUUUUCUUCACAAUGACUAAA